AUGUCAUUAGCAGUUUCUGCGGGAGAGUUUCAUGCUAUGACGUAUGAAUGCGUAACGCGUAUUCCGUAUGGUCACGUAACAUCGUAUGGUCACAUUGCUAAGCUCAUCGGAUACCCUCAGCAUUCACGCAUGGUGGGAGCCGCUCUAAAGUUUCUACAAAACGAUCGCGUACCUUGGCAUCGUGUAGUGCGUGCCGAUGGUAGCAUUGCUGAGCGUGGAGAUGGGGGUGCAGGCGCCUCCCGACAAGCUCAGCGAUUAAUGAGCGAGGGCGUGCCAGUUUCCGAGAUACCCUUAGGGAGUGCUGUAACGCAGUGGCGCGUACAGUCUAUGGCAUCAAAUUCAGGAUAUGGGUGGUUUCCUACGACGUUAUAG
Malassezia restricta is the source of this 372-nucleotide messenger RNA. Its product is annotated as methylated-DNA-protein-cysteine methyltransferase related protein. NCBI's taxonomy places the organism in Eukaryota, Fungi, Basidiomycota, Malasseziomycetes, Malasseziales, Malasseziaceae. The record is from RefSeq and is a predicted model, not a curated record. Gene Ontology annotation, biological process: DNA repair. The coding region runs from base 1 to 372 and encodes 123 amino acids. The transcript has 6 exons. Gene Ontology annotation, molecular function: catalytic activity.